This is a messenger RNA of Microtus oregoni (creeping vole), 5313 nucleotides long. RefSeq lists its product as uncharacterized. The record is from RefSeq and is a predicted model, not a curated record. NCBI's taxonomy places the organism in Eukaryota, Metazoa, Chordata, Mammalia, Rodentia, Cricetidae. Gene Ontology annotation, molecular function: RNA-DNA hybrid ribonuclease activity; zinc ion binding; nucleic acid binding. Gene Ontology annotation, biological process: virion assembly; DNA integration; proteolysis.
AUGCUUAUAACCCCCCCUCGCGCCCUGGGAGGACACUCAGUCUCGCCCCACAUUGUGGGGAAGAGCACCUGGACCCUCAUAGUAGCUGGUACAGAUGUGGUCCUCAAUGUCACAACCAUGAAGGGACCCAAGAAUCUAGGAUGCCCACCCGAAAUGAAAGCCAAUCUAGUCACCUUGUUCCAGGCAGUGGGAGGACCGGUUCCCGGUAACAAUGCUGAUUGGUAUGCCUGUCCGGGGACCCGGAGCCAUAAACGAUGCUCACAUAGCACGGCUAACCAAUAUUAUUGUAACACUUGGGGCUGCGAAACCUCCUCCUGGGGAUCCCUGGCUAGCUCUUGGGGAACCCCCCAGGGAAAUGAUCCCCUACACAUAGAAUACUGGGAUAAGACCCCUUACCCCUCCGGCCCAAACAUUCGCCUGACCUUUUCAAAAUGUAAGGAUCAGGCCCCUGCCCUAACAGGAUCAUGGGGGAUCCGGCGAUACGACCCCACCGGUCCAGAUCAUGGAGCUAUAAUCACUCUCACUUAUGGCUUCACCCCAGAUUCUCCAUCCUCGUCCCUGGGCCCCAACUCAGUCCUGGGCGACCAACAGGCUCCAUCCCCUCCCAAACCUCCCCCAGCGCCAGCCCAACCCCCCUCAGGAAACGCCACCCAGGCACCCUUCUCAACUUCUUCAGCGGAGGACUCGUCCCCGUCAGUACCCACUCCGGCGGUAUCCGGAACUGGGGACAGGUUGGUCGGCCUUAUACAGGGGGCAUAUCAAGCCUUAAACCUGACUAACCCUAACCGGACUCAAGAAUGCUGGCUCUGCCUACUACCUAGGCCCCCCUAUUAUGAAGGGUUGGCACUCAUGGGGAAUUUUACCAAUCAGACCUCCCCACCAGCCCAAUGCUCCGAUAUACCACGGCACAAGCUGACGCUAUCGGAGGUGUCAGGAGAGGGCCUUUGUAUAGGAAAAGUCCCACCCUCACAUUCACUUCUCUGCAACACCACACUAGCCCUGCCUCAGGGCACUUAUUACCUAACACCUCCCAAUGGCACUUACUGGGCCUGUAGCACGGGACUGACCCCCUGUGUGUCUUCCUCAGUCUUAAACAUAUCCUCUGAUUAUUGCGUGUUAAUUGAGUUAUGGCCAAAAAUAACUUACCAUGAACCAGAAUAUGUGUAUGCUCAGUUUGAAGGAAGACCUAGAUUCAGGAGAGAGCCAGUGUCCCUCACCCUAGCCCUCCUGCUUGGGGGAUUGACUGUUGGAGGCAUCACGGCAGGGAUAGGGACCGGAGCAACAGCCCUUGCCGCCACCCAGCAGUUUAGGCAGCUACAGGCAGCCAUGCACACUGACAUAAAAGCCUUGGAGGAAUCGGAUGAUUGUCAGCAGCUUUUACAGACCCUGUUGACUUCAGAAGAGCGACAACGGGUCCUUUUGGAGGCACGGAAGGAGGUUCGGGGACCCGAUAGUCGCUCCACCCAGCUACCCAACGAGAUAAACGCAGCUUUUCCCUUGGAACGCCCUAACUGGGAUUUCACCACGGUCGAAGGUAGGAACCACCUAGUUCUCUAUUGCCAGUUGCUCGUAGCGGGUCUCCAUCGGGCUGCACGGCGCCCGACCAAUUUGGCUCAGGUAAAACAAGUCAGACAGGGACCAGAGGAAACACCCUCUGCCUUCCUCGAACGUCUAAAGGAAGCUUAUCGCAUAUAUACCCCAUAUGACCCUGAGGACCCUGGGCAGGAGACCAAUGUCUCCAUGUCAUUCAUUUGGCAGUCUGCUCCAGACAUUAGACGCAAGCUGGAGCGCUUGGAGGACCUCAGAGAGAGCUCACUCAGGGAUCUGGUAAAAGAAGCAGAGAAAAUUUUCAAUAAGAGAGAGACCCAGGAAGAAAGAGAGGACUGCCUUAGAAAGGAGGCAGAGGAACGAGAGAAACGACUUAGAAAGGAAGCUGAAGAACGAGAAAAGGAAAGGGACCGCAAAAGACACAAAGAAAUGAGUAAACUCUUGGCCACCGUAGUUUCAGGACAGAGACAGGAUAGACAGGGGGGAAACAGAAGGGGCCCACCUCUGGACAAAGACCAAUGUGCCUAUUGCAAAGAAAGAGGACAUUGGGCUAGAGAUUGCCCAAAGAAGCCCAAAGGAUCAAGAAAGCCGAGACCCCCCAAACUUCCCUCCUCGCCCUGGAUGAUUAGGGGGUCAGGGCCAGGAGCCCCCCCCCCCGAGCCCAGGAUAACUUUAGAUAUUGGGGGGCAACCAGUCACCUUCCUAGUCGAUACAGGAGCCCAGCACUCGGUGUUGACUAGAAACCCCGGACCCCUGAGUGACAAGUCAGCUUGGGUCCAGGGGGCCACUAGUGGAAAACGAUACCGAUGGACUAUGGAUCGUAAUGUUAACCUGGCAACCGGUAAGGUGACGCACUCUUUCCUCCAUGUGCCCGAUUGCCCAUACCCCCUCCUAGGAAGAGACUUACUCACAAAAUUAAGAGCUCAAAUUUUCUCCAAGGAAACAGGUGCCCAGGUAAUGGGUCCUCAAGGGCAGCCUUUGCAUGUACUAACUCUCAGUCUGGAGGAUGAAUAUAAACUGCAUGAGGACGACAAUGUCACUGGGGCCCCAACUGAGGCCUAUUGGCUGAACCACUUUCCCCAGGCGUGGGCAGAGACGGGGGGAAUGGGGAUGGCUAGGCAACAGCCUCCGUUGAUAGUGAGUCUCAAAACAACCGCCACUCCUAUCUCGAUUAAACAAUAUCCCAUGUCCCAUGAGGCAAAGGCAGGGAUAAGACCCCACAUCAAAAGGCUCCUUGACCAAGGAAUACUAAUUCCCUGCCGAUCCCCCUGGAACACCCCCUUGUUACCUGUGAAGAAACCAGGGACCGGAGAUUAUAGGCCUGUACAAGACCUGAGGGAAGUCAACAAGCGGGUGGAAGAUAUACACCCAACGGUCCCCAACCCCUACAAUCUGUUAAGCGGACUGUCGCCCUUGCAUACAUGGUAUACUGUUUUGGACCUAAAAGAUGCCUUCUUUUGUCUAAGACUGCACCACAAAAGCCAACCUCUAUUUGCCUUUGAAUGGAGAGACCCCGAGAUGGGAAUCUCAGGACAAUUAACAUGGACCAGGUUGCCUCAGGGCUUCAAGAACAGCCCCACAUUAUUUGACGAGGCCCUGCAUCGGGACCUCGCCGACUUGAGGGUAAGGUACCCUGACUUGAUACUGCUACAAUAUGUUGAUGAUCUCCUGUUAGCCGCCACCUCGGAGCAGGACUGUAGAAGGGGGACAAAGGCAUUGUUACAAGCCAUAGGAGAUUUGGGCUAUCGGGCCUCCGCUAAAAAGGCCCAAAUAUGUCAACAACAAGUUACCUAUCUGGGGUAUCAGAUUAAAGAAGGACAGAGAUGGCUAACAAAGGCUAGAAAGAAAACAGUCAUGCAGAUCCCAACACCCCGAACCCCCCGUCAGCUGAGGGAGUUCCUAGGGACAGCAGGGUUCUGCCGUCUCUGGAUCCCAGGGUUCGCGGAAAUGGCAGCCCCCUUAUUUCCUCCGACUAAACAAGGGAUACUAUAUACAUGGGGACCGGACCAGGAAAAAGCCUUUAAAAGAAUCAAAGCAGCCCUGCUCACGGCCCCAGGCUUAGGACUUCCUGAUCUGACCAAGCCCUUUGACCUGUUUGUCGAUGAGAAACAGGGUUACGCAAAAGGGGUCUUAACACAGAGGCUGGGACCAUGGCGACGACCAAUUACCUACCUGUCCAAGAAAUUGGACCCAGUAGCUGCAGGAUGGCCCCCAUGCCUCAGAAUGAUAGCUGCAAUAGCGGUCCUCGCCAAGGACGCUGGAAAAUUGACCAUGGGCCAACCAUUGACCAUUCUGGCCCCGCAUGCCAUUGAGGCCCUGAUCAAACAGCCCCCAGACCGCUGGCUCUCCAAUGCCCGCAUGACCCAUUACCAGGCCCUGUUACUGGACUUGGACCGAAUCCAUUUUGGGCCGACGGUGGCACUCAACCCUGCGACCCUGCUGCCACUCCCAGAGAAGGGGGAGGCGGACGACCAUGAUUGCCUCGAGAUCCUUGCGGAAAUGCACGGGACCCGAUCGGACCUGACGGAUCAACCCCUCCGGGACGCGGACGUCACCUGGUACACAGACGGCAGCAGCUUCCUAAGGGAAGGUGAGCGGAAAGCAGGCGCUGCAGUUACCACCGAGUCGGAGGUAAUCUUGGCUCAGCCUUUACCAGCGGGGACCUCGGCCCAGCGGGCGGAACUUACCGCCUUGACUCAAGCCCUGAGUAUGGCAGAAGGUAAGAAGCUCAAUGUUUAUACUGAUAGCCGAUAUGCUUUCGCCACCGCUCAUGUCCAUGGGGAAAUAUACCGGAGGAGAGGGCUGCUAACCUCAGAGGGAAAGGAAAUCAAAAAUAAGGCCGAAAUCUUGUCUCUGCUGAAAGCCCUGUUCCUGCCAAAAAGACUGAGCAUUAUGCAUUGCCCAGGGCACCAGAAAGGGGAUAGUCCGGAAGCUCGGGGAAAUCGGCUAGCGGAUGAAGCCGCCAAACAAGCGGCCCUAAAACUCCUAACCAUACUGCCAAUAAACCAAAAUAAAAAGGACCCCUUCCAAUAUAGCAAAAAGGAUUUAGAACUCUUGGCAGACAUGGGGGCAGAACAAGAUCAGGCAACUGGCAAUUGGAUCUGGAAGGGAAAAACCGUGGCGCCGAUGUCAUACACUUAUGACAUGCUUGACUACCUGCAUAAACUGACCCACCUCAGCCCCCGAAAAAUGAAAACCUUAUUAGACCGAGAGGAAGGUUUUCGCUAUCUGCUGGGGCGGGACAGCAUUCUCCAGGAAGUCAUGGACAAAUGCAAAGCCUGCGCGCAAGUAAAUGCAGGCAAAACCAAGAUAGGACUGGGGAUACGGGUCCGAGGGCAUCGGCCAGGGGUGCAUUGGGAAAUUGAUUUUACGGAGAUAAAGCCAGGGAUGUACGGAUACCGGUAUUUAUUGGUAUUUGUGGACACUUUUUCGGGAUGGGUGGAAGCCUUCCCAACUAAACAUGAAACGGCAAAGAUUGUGACUAAGACUACUGGAGGAAAUCUUUCCUAGAUAUGGUAUGCCGCACGCCCUAGGCUCGGACAACAGGCCCGCUUUCGUCUCCCAGUCCCUCUCUGGAAGCUCAUUUGCAGGCACUCCAGAUCGUGCAGCGAGAGGUCUGGAAGCCCCUUCCCGCGGCUUACCGGGAGCAAUUGGACAGACCAGUGGUGCCUCAUAGUUACCAGAUUGGUGAUACAGUGUGGGUCCGCAGACACCAGACUAAGAAUUUGGAACCCCGCUGGAAAGGACCCUACACCGUGCUGCUGA